This is a messenger RNA of Oreochromis niloticus (Nile tilapia), 1204 nucleotides long. RefSeq names its product transmembrane protein 109 (gene tmem109). Gene Ontology annotation, biological process: intrinsic apoptotic signaling pathway in response to DNA damage by p53 class mediator; cellular response to gamma radiation. The record is from RefSeq and is a predicted model, not a curated record. Lineage: Eukaryota; Metazoa; Chordata; Actinopteri; Cichliformes; Cichlidae. The transcript has 3 exons. Bases 237 to 812 code for a protein of 191 amino acids.
CACUCGUACCAGCAGGGGGCAGACGUCCUUCCUCAUUCAUACGGACUUUUUCCACAUCCUGUUGGAAAAACUUGUGACUGUGUACUUGUAGCUUGAUGUAGUUUACUUUGUAGUUCUUCGGAGUAGACAGUGUGAUUAAGAAGCAGUGCUCGCGGAAGCUGCUCGCGGAAGCAAGCGUUUUUGUUUUUGUGCUUUCAGUUUAGGGGGAGACGGUGUUUGAGACGCUACCGGAGACCAUGCAGGAACUCCGGGACAACCUGGCUGACUUGGCCGAGCAGGGCACGACCUACCUGGGCAGGGUGGUCGGAGAACAGACGCUGCUGUCGGUGCAGAAGGCUUUCUCUCAGGUCCUAGCUGUGGUUGCAGGCAGUGUGGCCGGUGCUCUCAAUGUCCUGCUCCCCUGCAUCUCACAGUUACUGCAGGCCUCUGGGAUCCAAGUUAGCCUCCCCACCAACAAAGUGACUCCAGAGGGCCUGAUCUUCGUCAUUCAGUGGGUCCUCGCAGCUCUCAUCUGCUACUGGCUGAUUUCUCUUGCCUUCCGAUUGGUUGCCUCCACUCUAAUGUCCGCCCUGUGGUUUCUGAAAGUCGGAGUCGCUUUAACCUGUUUUGUGCUCAUCCUGAGCGACUACAACGUGGGCACGGAGGUGAUGGCCAUCCGACUGGCUGUCCUGCUGUGUGUCUGCGUCCUGCUGGACGUUGGGACUUGGGGAGGUUUCAGUGCGGCUAAUCAAACUGCUCGCCUCGAGGAGCAGGUGAAGAUCCUGGAGAGACGGCUGAGGGAGAUGGAGAGGUGGACGAGGACAGAAGAGUGACGGAGAGAAUUUUCUGACAUCCAAGUCAAACGACAGUCGCCCGAGGAUCUGUUGUUCUUCAAAUUCACAGAAAGCAUGGCACAUUACAAACAGACUGCUGAGCGGGAGCAGAUGGCGCUCGUAGAUGAGCUGAAUGUAUGCAGCUCCCUCCCAGAUAGGCCCACAUAUUUGGAUGAAGUUUACUUUAAUGAGAAACACUUUCUCCUCUUCCACCAUUCCUCUCCCUAAACACAGUGCUGUCCCAGAGCCCAUCGCCUCAGCUCACUUCUGUUAGAUUUGCCCUGCGAGCAGCAGCUGGUGGAGGAGUUCCUGCGCUCGUUACACCACCAGCUGCAUCCACUGCCUCUGGCUCCUCUGUGUGUGGUCCUGUCGGAUCACAGAGACGUCACAAA